Messenger RNA from Bactrocera neohumeralis, 1483 nucleotides. Its product is annotated as phenoloxidase-activating factor 2-like. Bases 100 to 1341 code for a protein of 413 amino acids. Gene Ontology annotation, molecular function: serine-type endopeptidase activity. The transcript is spliced from 3 exons. NCBI's taxonomy places the organism in Eukaryota, Metazoa, Arthropoda, Insecta, Diptera, Tephritidae. The record is from RefSeq and is a predicted model, not a curated record. Gene Ontology annotation, biological process: proteolysis.
GAUUCUGCCUAUUUGCAAUCAGUAAGCUUCUGUCUGUUGGCGCGUUCGUAACGGUUUUGAGCAAACGAAAUAAAUUUGAGUCAUAGACAUUUUUACAAAAUGGCUUAUAAAUUGGCGGUUCUGACCGUGUGCUUGCUAUCGCUCUGGAUUAGCACAACGCAAGCGCAAGCGACACCAAAUAUUGAUGAUUUGUUAAAUAAAAUCUUUACAACAGAGCAAACACCCUUCCAGCCGCAGCCCACAAAAACCACCGUUCUCCAGCCUCAACCUCAACCAAGCCCAGCACCACAACCCGAUCCCGGCAGCGGAAAAUCUUGUGGCGUGAAUAAAGAGUGCGUUGCGCGUUUCUUAUGCGGUGAAGAUGGCAAUGUUAUCAGGGAUGGCCAAACCCUAAUUGAUAUACGUUUCGAUGGUGAUGAAGUCUGUACUUAUUUGGAAGUUUGCUGUAAUACAGACGAUAAGGUAACGGAACCGAUCGUACCCAUCAAACCCGUUGAGACACACGAAGGUUGUGGUUAUCGUAAUCCAAGCGGUGUCGGCUUUAGAAUUACUGGCGACAAAGAAGGCGAGUCACAGUUUGGUGAAUUCCCCUGGAUGGUUGCCAUUUUGCGUGACGAGGUAAUUGGUGGCGAGACCUUAAAUGUUUACGAAUGCGGUGGCGCCGUAAUUGCGCCAAAUGUCGUCUUGACCGCUACACAUUGUGUGCUAAAUGCUCAGCCAGGGUUAUUGGUAGCACGCGCCGGUGAGUGGGACACACAAACCAAACAGGAGGUGUUACCACAUCAGGAUGCGCGUGUCAAGGAGAUCAUUCGUCAUGAGAACUACAACAAAGGCGCACUCUACAAUGAUGUAGCGCUGCUCAUUUUAGCGACACCCUUCACUUGGGAGGAAAAUGUACGUCCCAUCUGCUUGCCGGAACCGGGCGUUAAUUUCGACCAUUCACGUUGCUAUGCCACCGGUUGGGGCAAAGACAAGUUCGGUAAAGAUGGCACAUACCAGCUGAUUUUGAAAAAGAUCGAUUUGCCUGCGGUGCCACACGAUACCUGUCAAGCAGAGCUACGUAAGACACGUCUGGGUAAAUUCUUCAAUUUGGAUAAAAGUUUCAUGUGCGCCGGUGGCGAACGUGGCAAGGAUACUUGCAAAGGCGAUGGUGGUUCACCGUUGGUAUGCCCAGAUCCAAAUAACCCCAAACGCUAUUAUCAAGCUGGUAUUGUGGCUUGGGGUGUUGGUUGUGGUGAAGAAAAUGUUCCUGGAGUCUACGCCAAUGUGCCAUACCUACGCAAUUGGAUCAACGAGAAGCUUGCCGCACGAGGCAUAGAUUUCAGAUAUUUUACAGCUUAAAGAUCUCAAAUAACUUAAAACAUGGCACUAAAUACUCUAUAAAAUUAAAACUGUAACAUUCGGAUGGAAUUGUAUGAUUAUAAUUGAUAUUUGAGAUUAAAAAGUACACAAAACAAUUAGAGACAAAAAUCUAUUCCUUUAA